Messenger RNA from Eruca vesicaria subsp. sativa (arugula), 1456 nucleotides. The record is from the annotation of a GenBank genome assembly. Lineage: Eukaryota; Viridiplantae; Streptophyta; Magnoliopsida; Brassicales; Brassicaceae.
AGGCGAUCCAAUUAGGGUUUUUUGAAAUCGUCUAUCAUCGGAGAUAUGAACAAGAUGGAGGCUCUAAUAACGUCAAUCCAGGGUUUGUCAGGGAGUCUCGGAGACUUGUGUGCACUCCACGCUAGACUGAGAAAAGCUGAGGACUCGCUCCGAAUCAACUCGAAUGUUCAGCUCUCUAUUCUUAAACAGCUCGACCCUUCGAUUCAUUCUCUCGGCUACCUCUAUAUCCUAGAGGCUAGUACGAGUGGUCCAGUGUGGAAGAAGAAAGCUACUCUGUUAAUUGCUCAGUUCAUUAACUGUUGUGAUGCUGGGCAGAUUCGUUUAGCGAGUGAAAAAUUUGUUAUUCUUUGUAAGAGAUUUAAAGACAGAGUUUUUAAAGAUCCUUUACGAGGGGUGGGGCCAAUGUUGUCAGCUGUUCGUAAGUUGGUUCAGGUCUCUCCUAAACGUUUGACUGCAUUGCAUCCGGAUUGUCUUCAGCUAUGUCUCCAGGCCAAGUGCUAUUUAGCUGGUUUCUCCAUUCUUAGUGAUGAUAUCGUGGAGGUUGACGAGCCUAGAGAUUUUCAUCUCUAUUGCUAUUAUGGGGGAAUGAUAUGCAUUGGACUGAAGGGAUUCCAGAAGGCAUCGGAGCUUCUUUACAAUGUUGUUACUGCUCCAAUGCAUGAGGUUAACUCCAUAGCUUUUGAGGCGUACAAAAAGUACAUAUUGGUGAAUCUCAUUCACUCUGGCCAGUUUAGUAACAGUCUCCCCAAGUGCGCUUCUUCAGUAGCUCAGAAGAACCUCAAGAACUGGUGUACACCUUAUUACGAAGUGGGUAAUUAUUACAAUGAUGGAAAGAUCAGUGAACUAGAGGCAGUGGUUGUGGCCUACAGCUCAGAUUUUGAAAACGACAAUAACCUUGGAUUAGUUAAGCAAGCAGUGGCAUCCCUUUACAAGCGGAACAUACUGAGAUUGACUCAGAAGUACUUGACCUUGUCGCUUGAAGAUAUAGCCAACAUGGUCCAACUUCCUAAUGCUAAGGAGGCGGAAAUGCAUGUGCUUCAGAUGAUCCAGGAUGGUCAGAUACACGCCCUUAUAAACCAGAAAGAUGGAAUGGUGAGAUUCUUGGAGGACCCUGAGCAGUACAAAACCAGUGAGAUGAUAGACGUCAUGGAUUCUGUCAUCCAAAGGACAAUUGGGCUGUCGAAGAAUCUUAUAGCCAUGGAUAACAGCUUGUCAUGUGAUCCUUUAUACGUGGGAAAGUCUCAGGUUGGAAGGGAAAGGCAAAGGUACGACUUCGGAGACGAUUUUGAUAACUUCCCUCAUUUCUCCAUGUAAACAACAAAAAGACCUGAAGGAACAAAACUUACUUAAAGACAACUCUAGUUGUGAGAAUCUGGACAACUUUCUUUUGCUUUCUUUGUUCUUUUCGGUGUUUUAUGAAGUUUCAUAUAUUAUUUUACUCAAAAUUGCAAACAAG